AUGAAGGUGUUUCCUAGGUUUAAGUUUCUGUCUAGAGCAGUGGUUCAUGAAGAAAACCAAGAUGAACAUGUUUUGGAGAGGAACAUGUAUCCUAUUGUAACAAAAGAAGGUUUGUGUGUAUCUUCUUCACUCACAGUUUGGAAAAAAUCGCUUCUAAUGAAUUGUAAAGGUUUCACAGUUAUUGAUUCGUGUGGUAAUCUUGUAUAUCGUGUUGAUAAUUACUCCUUGCACCCCCAAGAGCUUGUUCUUAUGGAUGCUUCUGGAAACUCUCUCCUCACCAUGCGUCGCCACAGGAAGCUUGGAUUGGUAGACAAUUGGUGUGUGUAUGAAGGGGACUUGGGGAACCAUCGUACAAGGAGAACAACAACAUGUAGGACAAGAAAGAGUCCGGUUUGUUGUGUAACCAAGAGUGUAAAUAUUUUAAACGGCAAUUCCAAUGUUCAAGCAUAUGUGUACCGUGUAGCUUCUGGCUCGGAUAAUCGUCGCGCGGCGUUUACGGUUGAAGGUUCGUAUGCACAAAGAACGUGUAAAGUGUUGGAUGAGUGCAAGAAAACUGUAGCUGAAAUCAAGAGAAAAGAGACCAAUACUAAGGAUGCGUCUUUUGGAGUUGAGAUUUUUCAGUUAGUUGUUCAUCCAGGGUUUGAUCCUGGUUUUGCUAUGGCACUUGUUUUAGUACUUGAUCAAAUGUUUUCGUAA
Molecule: messenger RNA, 696 nt
Organism: Lathyrus sativus (Indian pea)
Lineage: Eukaryota; Viridiplantae; Streptophyta; Magnoliopsida; Fabales; Fabaceae
Source: the annotation of a GenBank genome assembly